AGCUAUCCACACGAUGGCACAUCUAAGCCAAAGCCCCCGCUAUUAAUUUGCCAAACCACGUCCACCUGGCGCAGACACCACACCACCACCGCAACGGAAACACGGUGAACGCCUCGUCCCGAAACCCCGGAAAGCCGGCGAGAGCUCGAGAAGUCGAGACCAACCUCGCCGAGCGGAUCACUCGCACUACUCCCACCUCGCCGCCCGCCGCCGCCGCCGCCGGGUUCCCGUGCUGCGCGCGCUUCGAUCUCCUUCUCCUUCUCCUUCUCGCGGCCGUUCUUGUGCGUGAGUGAGAGACAGUGAGGUGGUGGGAGACCCGUGGGAAGGGAGAGGGGGGCGGAAAUGGCGAAGCACUUCGUGCUCAACACCGGCGCCAAGAUCCCCUCCGUGGGCCUCGGCACCUGGCAGUCCGACCCCGGCGUCGUCGGCAACGCCGUCUACGCCGCCGUCAAGGCGGGGUAUCGGCACAUCGAUUGCGCCAGUGCGUACAACAACGAAAAGGAGGUAGGGUUGGCUCUGAAGAAGCUAUUUGAAGAGGGUGUGGUCAAACGCGAAGAUCUGUUUAUCACGUCUAAGCUAUGGUGUGAUCAUCAUGCCCCAGAGGAUGUGCCUGAGGCACUAGAUGCUACCUUGAAUGACUUACAGCUUGAGUACCUGGAUCUUUACCUCAUUCAUUGGCCAUUCAGAACCAAGAAGGGAUCCAGCAUUGGCAAACCUGAAAGCUACUUACCACCUGACAUCCCAUCUACCUGGGCAGCAAUGGAGAAGUUAUAUGAUUCUGGCAAAAGUCGUGCCAUUGGUGUGAGUAACUUCUCAUCGAAAAAAUUGGGUGACCUGCUUGCUGCAGCCCGUGUACCUCCAGCUGUUGACCAGGUGGAGUGCCAUCCUGGUUGGCAGCAGAUGAAGCUGCAUAACUUUUGCCAGUCAACGGGCAUUCAUCUUUCUGCAUACUCGCCGCUAGGUUCACCUGGUUCAACAUUUAUGAACGGCAAUGUCCUUAAGGAACCCAUCAUUAUCUCGAUUGCAGAGAAGCUUGGCAAAACUCCUGCACAAGUGGCGCUGCGCUGGAACAUUCAGAUGGGUCACAGUGUACUCCCAAAAAGUGUGAGUGAAGAAAGGAUAAAGCAGAACUUAGAUGUUUAUGACUGGUCUAUUCCAGAGGACUUGCUUGCUAAGUUCUCGGAGAUUAAGCAGGUUAGGCUGCUCAGGGGCAACUUCAUUGUCAAUCCACAGAGCGUUUACAAGACCCAUGAGGAGCUCUGGGACAGGGAAAUUUAGGAGUUCCGUCAGUGCCAAUCACGCUUAUUGAACAUUGAUUGUAUUAGCAAAUUUACGCAUAUUUAAUGUUUGGUGGUUCAGUGCUCUCGAGCUCCUCUGUCCUAUGUAAUGAAGUGCUUGAUCAGCAGCAUCAUGUUCCCUUGGAAAUCCUUUUUACUGCUCCUCUGAAUAAAACUGGAAUGCCAUUUUGGUGCUUGUGCUUCGCAUCUGGCAUCAUUUAUCCCGUUA
Oryza sativa Japonica Group (Japanese rice) is the source of this 1506-nucleotide messenger RNA. Its product is annotated as aldo-keto reductase family 4 member C10. The record is from RefSeq and is a predicted model, not a curated record. Gene Ontology annotation, molecular function: aldose reductase (NADPH) activity. Gene Ontology annotation, cellular component: cytosol. NCBI's taxonomy places the organism in Eukaryota, Viridiplantae, Streptophyta, Magnoliopsida, Poales, Poaceae.